Zea mays is the source of this 2208-nucleotide messenger RNA. Its product is annotated as pyridine nucleotide-disulfide oxidoreductase domain-containing protein 2. The record is from RefSeq and is a predicted model, not a curated record. NCBI's taxonomy places the organism in Eukaryota, Viridiplantae, Streptophyta, Magnoliopsida, Poales, Poaceae. The transcript has 16 exons. The coding region runs from base 184 to 1980 and encodes 598 amino acids.
GUAGCUAAAGUAGUUAUUUAUGACCCGUGACUUUUUAUUUUAUCUAUGUACUGAAACGUACUUUUGUCGUCCGUCUUCUCUGCAGCGGUCGCGGAAUCCUGCGCAGAAAGAUUCGCCCAUCGCCCACUGGCCACUGCGCACUGGGCACGGACUGGCAGGCGAAGAACCUAAGCAGAACCUACCAUGUCACCGGCGGCGAGGCGCAUCCUGCUCGCCGUCGCCGCCCGUCGCCGCCGCUUCUCCACGGACGCAGCGGCGUCGGACCCGUCCCGGGCGUCGCAGCAGCUGCCCAGGGGCAAGCGAUGGGAUGCGGUGGUGAUCGGCGGCGGCCACAACGGCCUCGUCGCGGCCGCCUACCUCGCCCGCGCUGGCCGCUCCGUCGCCGUGCUGGAGCGCCGGGGCGUCCUGGGUGGCGCGGCGGUCUCGGAGUCGGACCUUGUCCCCGGAUUCCGCUUCUCCCGCUGCAGCUACCUCCUCAGCCUCCUUCGCCCCGCCAUCCUCCGCGACCUGGAGCUGGAGAGGCACGGGCUGAAGCUGCUGCCGCGGAGCCCUUCGUCGUUUACGCCAUGCCUUGACGGCAGAUACCUGCUUCUUGGCCCCGAUGCUGAGCUAAACUACUCAGAGAUCAGCAAGUUCUCUAGGAAGGAUGCAGUGGCAUACCCAAGAUACGAGGAGAAGCUGGAGAACUUCUGCAAGCUCAUGGACUUUGUCAUAGACUCAGCUCCACCCGAGCUGAGGCAGGAGGCCCACUUCUCGAUGGUUGACAGGAUGAAGCAUAGGGUUGAGAAGUCAGCAUUCUGGGGCCACCUUCUUCGGCAUGUGAUGCAGCAGGGGCAGAAGAACAUGGUGGAAUUCUUUGACCUACUCCUUUCUCCGGCAUCGAAAAUCUUGAACACCUGGUUUGAGAGUGAGGUUUUGAAGGCCACUCUUGCAACUGACGCCGUGAUAGGAGCUAUGGCUGGUGUGCACACUCCAGGUUCUGGAUAUGUUCUUCUACACCAUGUCAUGGGGGAGACUGGUGGUCAGCGUGGUGUUUGGGCGUAUGUCCAAGGUGGUAUGGGUUCAGUGUCAUCAGCUAUAAGCAAAGCAGCUCUUGAAGCAGGAGUGCAGAUUGUAACAAAUGCCGAGGUUUCCCAAGUAAUGGUUAAUGAAACUAGUGGAAUGGUAGAAGGGGUAGCUUUGGUUGAUGGAACAGAGGUGCACUCGCCAGUUGUUCUCUCAAAUGCCACACCAUACAAAACAUUUGUGGACCUAGUACCUUCUAGUGUUCUUCCGGAGGACUUCCUCUGUGCAAUUAAGGCAGCAGAUUACAGCUCUGCAACAACAAAGAUUAAUGUGGCUGUCGACAGACUGCCACAGUUCCAGUGUUGCAACACCAAUCUUGAAGGUGGCCCAGAGCACAUGGGCACAAUACACAUUGGGUCCGAAAGCAUGGAGGAAAUUGACGUUGCAUACAGGGAAGCAGCAGACGGCAUCUCGUCCAAAAGACCUGUUAUAGAAAUGACAAUUCCUUCUGUUUUGGAUAAGACCAUCUCUCCGCCAGGUCAGCAUGUUAUUAAUCUCUUUGUUCAGUACACACCCUACAAACUUUCAGAAGGCAGCUGGCAGGAUUCUAAUGUCAGAAAAGCCUUUGCUGAGCGAUGCUUCUCUUUGAUUGAUGAGUACGCGCCAGGCUUCAGCUCAUCGGUGGUAGGCUACGAUAUGCUGACUCCGCCUGAUCUUGAAAGAGAGUUCGGCCUAACAGGGGGAAACAUUUUCCACGGCGCAAUGGGCUUGGAUUCUCUCUUCCUCAUGAGGCCUGCCAAGGGAUGCAUGUCUGCGCUUUGGAGCGCACAGGUCGGAUUACAGAACUCCUGUGAAGGGGCUGUACCUCUGCGGGAGUGGCGCACACCCAGGUGGCGGGGUGAUGGGCGCGCCAGGACGCAACGCCGCCGCCGUUGUUUUGGAGGACCACGUGAAGACAAAGUAGGUGUAGUGUAGCUCGCUGGAAACCAAGAUGGCAUUUUUAUCAUCAGGAGAAAAUCUUUGAUGCCAUGGUGCUGUUUUAGUGCCUUUCUUUUCUUUUCCUUUUUGGAGAAUUAUUGUCGCAAUCCAUAGUCGGAGAACUUAUAUCAUGUGAAGACUCGUGUAACAAAUCCUCACUAACAUUUCUGUCCCUGUCCGGCGGGAAAUUGGAACUGUGGUAAAAUGUGGACCCAUCUCUUUGAA